AUGGUGGAAACUGCGUCAUCCCGAGCAGGGCCUCUCGAUGGGAACGCCGCUUUGGCAGAGCCCAGCAUAUGGCAUGGGAGUACCCUACGAUUGGAAUGUGGCUUUGCAAACCCCGUCGGACAAGUUGACGAGAACGUCCGACGGGGAGGAAUCACGUUCUUCCAUCCAGGAGGAUCGGCAGCUAUGGGUCAAGUGGUCGACAUUCAACUGCGGGUUCAGGGCGUCAAGGGCCUGCGAGUCACAGAUGCCAGCGUACUGCCCGUGCCCAUCACCGGGCAUUACCAGGCCAUCCUGUAUGCGCUGGCCGAGAAAGCGGCGGACCUGAUUUCAGUCUAG
This is a messenger RNA of Aspergillus melleus, 336 nucleotides long. RefSeq lists its product as uncharacterized. Lineage: Eukaryota; Fungi; Ascomycota; Eurotiomycetes; Eurotiales; Aspergillaceae. The coding region runs from base 1 to 336 and encodes 111 amino acids. The transcript has a single exon. The record is from RefSeq and is a predicted model, not a curated record. Gene Ontology annotation, molecular function: oxidoreductase activity, acting on CH-OH group of donors; flavin adenine dinucleotide binding.